UCUAUACGUCCAUCCUUUGCCAAAUGCGGAAUGAUAGGAAACCCAACAAAAAAGGGAAAAAUAAAUAAAAAAAAAUAAUUAGAUAUUCCCAGGGGGGCAUUUUGGGAAUCCAAAAUAUCUGGCGCUUCGCUUGAUAAACCAACCGUCCGGGCGUUUUUUUAUUAUCUUUAAUCUCCAUUACCGCACUGGUAAACCAGGAUUAAGAAAACUAAAUCCGUCGUCGUCAGCGGAAAAAAGCAGAGCUCGCGGCGGCGCGGAGGAUUCGCGUCCAUGGAAGGCGGAGGCGCCGACGAGUCGCGGGUCGUGCUGCAGGCGAGCGCGGGGCUCGGCGCGGGAGGCAAUGGCGGCGAUGCCGGUGGGGGGAAAUCGCGAUCCGAAGCGGGCGCGGGGGGAUCGGGUGCCGGUGUCGCCGGAGCCGCGGUCAAGAAGAAGAGAGGGAGGCCGAGGAAGUACGGAGUCGACGGAGGAGUCAUGCGGCCGUCGUCAUCGUCGUCGUCGUCUCGGAGCCUCGCGCCGGAGGUCUCGGUGAAGCGCGGCAGAGGGAGGCCCCGAGGUUCCUCCAGUGGGACUCUACAUGUCGCUCCCGUUGGUGGACGUCCAACGGGGGGACUUGGAGGAAGCUUCGGCGCUCAGACGGUGACCGUACAUAGAGGGGAGGAAAUUCUUGCCAAGUUAUCAUCUUUGAUUCAACCGGACACUCAUUCGCUCUCGGUGCUUUCGGCAACUGGUGCUGUCUCCAGUGCCAUCGUACGCCAACCUGGGCCUCUUGGCGGUGUUUUGAGUUAUGAGGGGUGUUUUGAAAUUUUGGCCCUGAAUGGCUCAUUUACAAUUUGGGAAGGUAGAAUUUCUACGCACCCUAGACUUAGCUUGGUCAGUGUCAUGCUUGCUAAGCCUGAUGGUAGGGUUUUUGGCGGUGGAGUUGCUGGUCCAUUGAUAGCUGCUGGCCCUACUCAACUUGUAGUGGCCACAUUUAAGCAUAACGUGCCCAAUGAGCUUAUAAGAGUGGAGUCCACCAAAUCUUAUGCAAGUGCAGCUAUCAGUGUCUCUGCAAAUCCAAGUCAUGAAGUGAGACAGCCUGAGCAAAUUGCAAGGAUGGCAGAAGUCAAUGACUAUUCUGGCAGUCUUACCUCUGUGUUACUGGAGCCAAUUGACAAGGAAGCCAAGGCUACUAUCACUUCUGGAAACAAUGACAUGAACCCUGCUUCUCUGCCCAUUGAUGAGCAUAAUCCCUUGGAACCGGUGGAGCCAAUGUUAGAUCGGAACAUGUCUACAGACACCAAAGCUAAUGUCCCUGAACUGUGAAAAUAUUUUUCUCAGUGUGUGUGUGUGCAUGUAAUGUGCUGAAGAUGGCAAGUACAAGGUAAUUGAUUGUUACUGUUAUGGUUAUUAUGUGCUAGGUUUUGUAUAUGAGACUAGUGGGACUACAAGGAAGUUUGGUUCAUUUGCCAUAAUGGCAAGUUGAGACUGGUGGUGCAUUCAUUCCCACAUGGUGGAUUACCACAAGUUGUUAUUGUUGUGUAAAGUUUCUCCCAUUCUUGUUAUCUAUUAGAUACUUUCCUUACUGUCUAUAAAACUUUGCCGUUAUGAAUCA
Messenger RNA from Syzygium oleosum, 1591 nucleotides. RefSeq names its product AT-hook motif nuclear-localized protein 9-like. Bases 271 to 1302 code for a protein of 343 amino acids. Gene Ontology annotation, molecular function: minor groove of adenine-thymine-rich DNA binding. The record is from RefSeq and is a predicted model, not a curated record. The transcript has 6 exons. NCBI's taxonomy places the organism in Eukaryota, Viridiplantae, Streptophyta, Magnoliopsida, Myrtales, Myrtaceae.